Molecule: messenger RNA, 591 nt
Organism: Postia placenta MAD-698-R-SB12
Lineage: Eukaryota; Fungi; Basidiomycota; Agaricomycetes; Polyporales; Adustoporiaceae
Exons: 3
Coding region: 1-591 (196 amino acids)
Source: RefSeq, a predicted model, not a curated record
AUGCAGCACACACCACAAUCCCAUGGCGACCAGCCCAUUGAGCCGCUGCUACAUGCCGGAACACUCUUCAUUGAUGCAAACGCGGUAGUGGCGGAUGUUGCUGUGGUAGUCAGAGGGCAAUGUCGAUGCAGCGGUAAUAACAGAACUUGCUGUGUACGCGAGCCCGAGCCCGAUAACACGAAAACGCUGGAUGAGAGGAGACAGGCUCAUCAAGAAGAUGAUGGAGAAAGAGGACGAAAGACUGGCGAGAAGGACGCUAAGGAGCAAACAGAGAGCAAAACUCACCAGUGCUCUCCUAGCAACUCAUUGCCACUAGUCCCCUCCUCCGCUGUUCUCCCAUACCCACUCACGUUAUUUGUGGCUCUUACUGAUGUGGAUCUCGAUACAAGGGCGGCAGCGCAGUACAGCGAGGUUCAAACCGCGUCUUACUUCAGACACGGACAAUGUGAGAACGCAACCUCUUGGUCCUCAGGCCUCAGGAGCGACUCGACAGUAGAUGGACACUCCUCAAUUAUUACCAAUGAGACGCAGGAUCAGCACAAGGAGCCGAAGUCCACGAUGUGGAAGACUUCAGAGCGUCAAGAGUGCUGA